Molecule: messenger RNA, 828 nt
Organism: Colletotrichum scovillei
Lineage: Eukaryota; Fungi; Ascomycota; Sordariomycetes; Glomerellales; Glomerellaceae
Exons: 2
Coding region: 1-828 (275 amino acids)
Biological process (GO): transmembrane transport
Cellular component (GO): fungal-type vacuole membrane
Molecular function (GO): transmembrane transporter activity
Source: RefSeq, a predicted model, not a curated record
AUGGGAAUCGUCGCCUCCGGUAGCAGUUUCGGAGGAGUUUGCCUGCCAAUCAUGUUCUCCAAACUGAUUCCCACCAUUGGUUUUCCGUGGGCACUGCGUGUCGGGGCCCUGAUCAUGGUCAUCUGCUACGCUAUAGCCAUAGCCGUCUCCUCGUCUAAACGGCCCAAGAGGAAGAUGAGAUCUCUUAGGGAUCUGCUUGACUACAAAGGUUUUCUCGACAUCCGAUACUCUUGUCUCUCAGCCGGAGCAGUCAUCUCAAGUCUCGGCAUUUACGUUCCGUUCUACUACAUUGAGCCGUUUUGUGUUGCCCUUGAUCCGAACUCAACCAUUCGACCUUACCUCCUCCCGCUGAUCAACGCGGCCAGUCUUUUUGGCCGUAUCAUGUACGUGGCCUUCCCUGACUCUACCCACAUUCUUCAGCAAACUAACUUUGAUAGUGGCGGUCAUGCGGCGGACCGCAUCGGACGGCUGAACUUUCUCUACCCCAUGAUCCUUUUAUGUGGGCUUUUGUGCGUGGCGAUGUGGCUCCCUGCUACAACCCCUGGUGUUCUGGCUGGCUUUGCCUGCCUCUACGGCUUCGCAUCUGGGGUUUUCAUCUCAGUCAUGCCUGCCGCCACCGGCCAAAUCAUCCCUGCUGAUAAGUUGGGCGCAAGGCUCGGCGCUUUUGGCACCGUUACGUCUAUGGCGUUUUUGACUGGCAGUCCAAUCGCUGGCGCGUUGAUUACAAGCGAGACCCGAGUCGGAUACCAUUCUCUGAUCAUCUUUGCAGUAAGUCUUGCGUUUCCCCGUCUCAUUGAUCAGAAAUCAUUGCUAACGGCACACUCCUAA